This is a messenger RNA of Letharia columbiana, 438 nucleotides long. RefSeq lists its product as uncharacterized. The transcript has a single exon. The record is from RefSeq and is a predicted model, not a curated record. The coding region runs from base 1 to 438 and encodes 145 amino acids. Lineage: Eukaryota; Fungi; Ascomycota; Lecanoromycetes; Lecanorales; Parmeliaceae.
AUGAACGAGUCUUCGAUAAACGCCGGCUCCGGAUCGGACUACAACCCCAACGUCCGUCGCAGCAUUGGUGUUGCCGGUGAGGAUGUUUCAAAUACCCGCGAUACUGGUAUUACAGGAGGUACUAGCUCUGGCUAUAAUCCAAACACUCGCAUAGACCGAGAUAAUAUCACGAGUGAUACUGAUCUCAACGAUGACGAGGGUAUGAUUGCUGAGGGCUCAGCCUCUCAGAUAGGCUCUGGAUACGAUACGAUUAUCCGCGGUGCUGAAAUGACGAGCAGAGAGACAGGAUCCGGUUUGACUGACAAUGACUCCGGUAUGGGUUCUGGUUACGGCCCAGCCACACGCGGUACCGGCCUGACUGGUGGUGCCUUGGGAACGGGCUCAAGCUACAAUUCCAACACUCGCGAUACCGGCCCUCCUCCUCUUUACUUCUUUUGA